This is a messenger RNA of Triticum dicoccoides, 1593 nucleotides long. RefSeq lists its product as uncharacterized. The record is from RefSeq and is a predicted model, not a curated record. Lineage: Eukaryota; Viridiplantae; Streptophyta; Magnoliopsida; Poales; Poaceae. The transcript is spliced from 7 exons. The coding region runs from base 127 to 1368 and encodes 413 amino acids.
CGCGACCUUCCGGAAGAGCAAGCGUGGCCUCCGUAUCCCCUCCCCUCCCAAAGGAAGGACAGUCCCCAAAAACAAAAUCUCCAAAUCCUCCUGUCAAGAAGAUCUCCAAUCCCCCGGCGACCCACCAUGCCCCCGCGACCCAAGCGCCGCGACGGCGCAAGCUUCGCGGCAUCCCUCCGAGCCAUGGCCCGCCGUGACCAAAGCAGGGGGGAGCUCCACGAUCGGCCGCAGUCUCCACUGUUAGCAGAUUCGUUGGCAGUGCCCACCAAUGCAGAAGCGCUGCAAGAGCCAGAUCCAGAUGUCUCUUCCUUGGAGCAGUUGUUUGACAGUACAUCAUUGAAGGAACCAUCUGUCACUGCCAGUUCCUCUUCCUCUCUGCAGGCAGAGGCAGUAGCUCAUGAUGACACCAUUGUUGUCUCGCCACCACAAGGCUGCUUGUCUCCUGGGCCACCCAUUACAUCCCGGAGACCUUACAAUUGGGCUAAGACAUUUAUCAUCAGAACUGACCGCGGGGGAUCUUUUCAUAUAUAUCCUUGUAUUGGCGGGCCAUUUCAGAGCUUACAGGAAGUUGAUAGUGCUAUCAAUCGCCAUCUUGAUGACCUGCGGGAUAAGAACGUGUGCUUAGAUGAGAUGUCCUGGACAGAGAGAGUUACAAGGCGGGCUCUUUACUGGCCUGAUGGCACAAGAAAGAAGCUUUCAAAGUCGUCAUUAGAACCGGAAAGGCUUAAGCAUACACGCCUAUUGGUUGAAGCUCUACUGGACAAAUAUAAUGAGGAUCACAACCGUUUUGGGAAUCUUGCGUAUGAACUCAAAGAUAUUGUGUGCAUCCAAUCAGUCUGUGAGGGCAGCCCCCAGAAAUAUGAUUGGUACUAUCAUCUCAAUUUCACUGCAAGGACUAAAGGAGAUGAUGAAUUGCACAGUGGCACCGACAAUCUGUUCUUUGCGGAAGUCACACGUCUUGGAGGACCAUAUAAAGAUUUUGCGCUCAGCUGUUUCUACAUGCUUAAACCUAAUGAUAAUGGUCAGUGUCGUGGCUGCACACAUAAUAAAAGGGUUGACCUGAAGCACCCUAAUAAUGCUGAUGAGUACGCCGGUGGCCACUUGGAUCCCUAUUUGCCAUAUGGUGGUGACACUACUAUACAUGACAGCGGCCCUGAUGAGAAUUUGGAUCCCGAGGAGGAGGAGGCUAAGCUGCAAGCCAAGGAGGAAGCUAGGCUAAAACGUAUAUACAAGUGCCUUGAUGAUCCAAAGUUUUUGGAGAAAAUGAGAAGGCGCUUCAAAGAUGAUCCGCGUGCUGAAGCGUUUUUUCAACCACAAAAAAAACGAGAUCCUCAGCAUGGGACACAACCUUUGGCGGACGUGCAGUAGAAGGCUGAUCUGGCCUGAUGUGGCUCCACCUACUUAUUCUGCCUCGUACUCCCUCCGUAAACUAAUGUAAGAACAUUUAAACUAAUGUAAGAACAUUUAGAAUACUAAAGUAGUGAUCUAAACGCUCUUAUAUUAGUUUACAGAGGGAGUACUAAUUUAUGUUUUGCCAUCAGAAACCUUGUAAUGUUCUUACCAAGUUCGACAGUGUAGGUUGAACUUUUUUAU